AUGUUUCUGAUCAGCAGAGUGAUAUUGCGUGCCCUUUUGUCAGUCCGGCCAAUAUUGAAGGGUUUGACCUGCUGCCUCGUCGCCUGCGUCGAUAUUAUUGGAUCGUCGACAUGCAGUCAUGCGUAGUGUCGUUACGACUACGUUACUGCAACGGCUGACUGUACUUCACUCAAUCUCGACUGCAUCCCCGUCAACUACCCAGACGCCCUCAUCAUGGAUCUAAGCCACAACAACAUAUCAGGGCUGGCACCAGACGAUUUUGAUGGCACGUUCAGGAGGCUGGAGGAAUUGUACCUCGACUACAAUAACAUCUCUAAUGUGACGUCACUACUGGGAUCUCAUGAGUUGAGUAGUAGCCUGCUGAAGCUGUCAGUCAAACACAACAUCAUUUCCGGUUUGCCUUUAGAUUGUCAACUCGGCUCUCUCACAAGCCUCUUGCUGGACUAUAACUUGAUAACAACUGAAAUAUCAAGAGUUCCAAUUUGCAAUGCUUUGGAAAGUUUCUCUGCAGCUCAUAAUUUGAUAACCAGAGUACACUAUCCGUUGAAAGAUACGUCUACAUGUGAUAGCAUCAGUCUUCGAUUUAACCAAAUACAAUCGUGCUUGGUGAGAUUGGCUGAACCCAUUAGCACCCUACUUUUAGAUCACAAUGAAUUCCGUUAUUUUUACUUUUUGGUAUAUCCCCCAGCUAAUAUUGCGUUAAUUUCCGUUAGUCAUAACCAGAUUUGGCGUGCCGAUUUCUAUUAUAUUAUGGAGAUCACCGAAUUAAAUUUAAACAGCAAUGUGUUCAAUGACUUCGCGAAUAUUAUUUACUUUAGUCAAGAUAGACGCCUAUUAAAGAAACUGGACAUCAGCAACAACUCAUUCGAUUCCUUAAUUCAACCAGUUUGGGCCGAAGCUCUAGAGUUCUUAAACGCCGACACCAACCUGCUGGCAAACCUGUCUUCUACAACCCUAUCAGGAUUUGCAAAUCUGACAGAGCUACACGUAUCAAACAAUCAUCUCUUACAAGUAUCACCCAAAAGUGCAUUGGACCAUCUCUUCAAGCUACAGUCACUGUAUCUCGAUGACAAUGACCUGACGUCUUUGUUUGUAGGAGUAUUUUCCAACCAGUCUAACUUAGUUGUCCCCAUCACCAACAACCGACUCACCAUUUUACAUCCUGAUUACUUCAUGGGUCUGGUGUCGUUGGAGAGUCUGUACCUCGCAGGGAAUCAACUCACUAGCGUCAACUCACAGAUGUUUCGAUGGAUGCCUCAAAUUCUGACCAUAGACUUAUCCCGAAAUGAGCUUCAAUUUGUCAACUUAGAGGACUGUGCUGUCGACCUGACCAGCCUACAGAAUCUGACAUUGGCUUUUAAUCUGAUUCGCGACACGGCGAGUGUCUUAGGCUACUGUGAAAACCUGCAGUUUCUGGAUCUGAGUUUAAACCUGAUCCAAGUCGUGUUUGCACUGUCAGGGAGGAAUCAAGCUUUGUCUAAACUCGAGCUAGAAGGCAACCCACUGCAGUGUGAUUGUAGACUCACAGGUCUGCGAGACUGGCUGAGUCGCAACCCACCGUAUGUUGAGCCUCGUUGUGAAGGACCAAUACAUGAGGGUUCAGUGAUAACAGACUUGGACAUUCAAGACCUCUCAUGUGAACCUCCGAAAGCCACAGUGGAUCAACAGACUGUGAAAGCCGUGGUUGGACAGACUGCGACUCUCGUGUGUAAAGCUACUGGCAUUCCGGCUCCUCAAAUCACAUGGAUCUCUCCAAACGGGACAGAGUUAAAAGACGAAUGGCAAGGCAGGUUCACUCUUCAACAAGAACAGAUUCUGCAUAUUAUUUUACCAGUGGAGGAAUCUGACCACGGGAUUUUCACGUGUGUGGCCGAAAACGUUUUCGGUGAUGCCGACAGUGCUAUUGUCAAUGUCACCGUUACCGACCCACCAUCUGAAGACUCGAAUCUCUGGCCUUUAUUAGUCUUUGUUCUCCCGACGGUAUUUAUCACCAUAACUGUCACUCUUGCUGUAGUUGUCUUGAUCUAAUUUCUCCGUCGGUGCUGCAAGAAAAGUGUUGAAUCAGAAAACUUAACGCAUCAAAGUAACACAUCGGAUAUCAAAGUUAGUUUCAGUAAGGGUGUCAGAAAGGGUGAUACCACUCAGCCAACCAGUGGUACGUGA
This is a messenger RNA of Asterias rubens (European starfish), 2163 nucleotides long. RefSeq names its product leucine-rich repeats and immunoglobulin-like domains protein 2. Gene Ontology annotation, molecular function: protein binding. Gene Ontology annotation, cellular component: extracellular matrix. Lineage: Eukaryota; Metazoa; Echinodermata; Asteroidea; Forcipulatida; Asteriidae. The record is from RefSeq and is a predicted model, not a curated record.